GCACUGCCGCAUGGAGACAGCAAUAUUGCAACAGUUUAUAAACUAAAAAUGGAUAUUUAGUGUAAUUUUGGUGUACGUGAUAUAAAGUCACGUAGGUGUGCAAAGCCUGGCAUGUUGGUGCACCUGAACCUGGCGUUGGUACUUGGUGCGUGUCUUAAGGUGACAUGCCAUUGCUCAAGGUGAUUACGCAUCUAGGCAGCUCUGUGCGCCUGCGCUCGAUUGUUGGUGUAAGUGAAGAGAAAAAGCUGGAAUUCUGUUCCCCAAAGACCACGCUAAUUAAUGGUCCCCGGCCCUAUGUCUGAGCCCGUGUGCUUAGGCGUGAGAUAAACCGGACGCGGCUCGUAAACACGGCCGGGGCGUGUCAAGUGCUCUCCUGUCAAGGGCCUUCGGGGAGUGGACACCUACUGGAGGACCAAAAACUGUAACAUUAGGCCAAUAGUAACAGUGCUCUUACGUGCUCAGCUGGCGCAAUGUAUCAAGAAGAAUUUUUUAAGAAUUUCUGGCCGAACUGGUCGAAUUACAACCCCUAUGCCUUUAGUGGGCAGACCAUUGGUGCCACUGCUGGGUACAGCGGCUGGGGUACUCAUGGCCACCCUGCCCAUGCUCAUGGUGGGGCCAUGAAUGACUACCGUCAAAUGGUAGAGGACCCAAUGCUACCAAGUUAUGCUAUGACACCGUUUUCAAGAAGGCACAUUAGUAUUCAGUAGGACCACUGGAUGGGUCAGCAGAAGGUUGAAGAUUGUCUCAUGGCCAGCCAGGAAGGUUCCUCUGAUCAGUAUAAGCCUCUGCCUCCUGGAUGGGAGCCUCCGGAUUGGCGAGAGGUUUUGGAAAACAUCAGAGUUAUGCGAUCAGCUCGUGAUGCCCCUGUCGACCAUAUGGGUAUCCAGAAGUGCAUGGAUGAUGAUGCCCCACCAGAAGUAAGAAGGUUCCAAGUCCUCAUUGCAUUAAUGCUAAGCAGCCAGACAAAGGAUGAGGUGAACCACGCAGCAAUGACAAGACUGCGUGCACAUGGCCUCACAAUUGACAACAUCCUGGCCACUGAUGAUGAGACGUUGGGCCAGCUUAUCUAUCCUGUAGGAUUUUGGAGGAAGAAAGUCAUGUACAUCAAGAAGACUUGUAAGAUCUUGAAAAAUGAAUAUGGUGGAGACAUACCAUCCACACUGGAGGAGAUGCGCAAACUGCCUGGGGUCGGACCCAAGAUGUCGCAUCUCUGUAUGAGCCUUGGCUGGGGAAAACUGUCUGGCAUAUGUGUUGACACUCAUGUUCAUCGCAUCACCAACCGGUUAGGAUGGACAGGGGAAACUACAAAAAAUCCGGAGAAGACUCGUUUAGCCUUAGAAUCCUGGCUACCUGAGGAACUGUGGGCAGAGACAAAUGAGCUGUUGGUGGGAUUAGGUCAGAAGAUAUGCCUGCCUGUCAGCCCGAAGUGCAGCCAGUGUCUAAAUGUUCAGUUGUGUCCCUACGGUAGAAAUCCUGUCAACAGAUCGCCAAGAAAACGUUCACCGCCCAAGCACCCUGUGGAAACUGGGCCUCCAGCACAACAGCUUGUAUCUUAUUAUGGGAUGAAACCUGCGCAGGUCUUCAACACUAAUAGCUGGUCUGCCUUCUCUUCAUAUGACCAAAGAAGGACGCUGACUGAUUGUGUUGUAAGAACUUGAAUAUGUGGGAAGAAAUUUUUUGGUCUUCAAGACACUUUAGAAUCCAGUGGUUUUUGGAAAGCUUUAUCAGUGGUAGAGUUUGUCAGUAUGAUCUAUGUUUCAGUGUUGUUGCAUUUAGGCCUCUCAGAGGCUGAAGUGAUUAAGUGGAGGAUCCUGUCUGAUACUCAUUUGAGUGCAGCUCCCUGGGAAUCUGCAGUUAACUUCGUCCUGUCUGGUUAGGUAUUUCCCCAGACUAUAAAAGCAAAAGCUUGUAGUUGAGUUGUUUUUUCAUUUCCAUUCUGUUGGUUCUCACACCAGAAUUAUAAUUUUCAUUACUGUAUAGCUUACUUGUAGGCAGUGCAUAUGGAUGGCUGUUCUUAUUAGCUCAGACCUCAGGGUUUGGUUAAAUCAGUCAUUGAUUCUUUUAUGGUGGAAAUAUUUUUGGCAUCUUGCAACUUAACAGUUUAGAUCACAACUUAACAUGUAUUUGUGAGCCUGGAUCUGAGACUAGAUCUUGCCCAUAUUGUCUAAUAUCUUCCCCCCAAGUAGGCUCAGACCCAUUAGUUAGGUUAUGUGGGUUGGGUUUUCUAUUUCAUGCCUUGGCUUAACUUGCUUCCUUUAAUAGUUUUUUGUCUUGCUAAGAAUGAGAUUGAAAUGAUAGAGUUUCAUAUUAUUAGAUCAGUCUGUGUAUCACUUCUUUAUUUACUGCUUGAAGGAUAUAUAUUGCCAGGGUCUUUAAUUCUGGUGAAAAGGUGUCUUUUUAUCCUUCCUUGAUCUUAGAAUCAAAUCCGACUUCUAGAUGUAACAGUGGUGGUCUUACUCUGGUUUGCUAGGCAGGUUAAUGAGGAUGGUGAGAGUGAAGGAUUGUUGAUUUAAAUCAGCUCUUUCUUCUGGCAAGUUGCUAUCUCCAUUAACUGAUAACAAUGGCUCAAAUUGUUCAUCCACAGCUGCACUUCUGGCCUUUACUCAUGUAAGCUUUACUUAUAGUAUUAUGUAAUGGUCAUGCUGCUCAUUGGGAUUUUCAUCAGUCGAGUACUUAUCUGUUUCUACACUUCUCUCGAUACUGAAAUCUCAACUUGGGGGUUUCUAGUGUAUGUAUCCUUUUCUUCAUUUGAAAUAGGGGUA
This is a messenger RNA of Penaeus monodon (black tiger shrimp), 2762 nucleotides long. It is a transcript of the gene Nthl1, whose product is annotated as endonuclease III-like protein 1. NCBI's taxonomy places the organism in Eukaryota, Metazoa, Arthropoda, Malacostraca, Decapoda, Penaeidae. Gene Ontology annotation, biological process: base-excision repair, AP site formation; nucleotide-excision repair; base-excision repair. The record is from RefSeq and is a predicted model, not a curated record. Gene Ontology annotation, molecular function: DNA-(apurinic or apyrimidinic site) endonuclease activity; oxidized pyrimidine nucleobase lesion DNA N-glycosylase activity. Gene Ontology annotation, cellular component: nucleus.